Messenger RNA from Ostertagia ostertagi, 294 nucleotides. The record is from the annotation of a GenBank genome assembly. Lineage: Eukaryota; Metazoa; Nematoda; Chromadorea; Rhabditida; Trichostrongylidae.
AUGAUGCCUACUAUCAAUUUUCAAGGAAGAAUUCGACUUGGCUUGGGAGACUUCAUUUUCUACUCCAUGCUAGUCGGAACCGCUUCAGCUACCGGUGACUGGGCGACGACCUUAGCCUGCUAUGUGUCAAUUUUGACAGGACUUGGAUUCACUUUGGUCCUCCUAGUGAUCUUGCAACGAGCCCUGCCAGCCCUGCCAAUUUCGAUAGUUUUUGGACUGAUUGCGUUUUUCGGCUCAAGAUUGGCUAUGGCAAGAUUGGUUCUGGAAUUCAAUAGGAAAAUGAUCCUCGUCUAG